UGUGGGUGACAGUGUCAAGUGCUGUGGAUUUCCCUGCUUGCGACGGGACAUUGCCCCAGCAUUUACACUCGCAUCGCGCGGAGACCUGCAGUUGGACGAAUCGGUUUGGUUCCCCGUUUUCUUUUUCGUUUUUGCCCCUUCCCAAACUUUUCUGGGAACCUCCUCGAAACUGGAAGUGCAGCGCUUCUUGGGUGGCCAGUCAGAGAAAUCAGGUUUGAUAAGGUUCCUUUCUACAGCGACAGUGUCCCGUGCAGUGUCCCGUCCCAAACAUCUAUGUCCAGUACUGUCCUCUUCCUGACCGGACCUUGGCUAGCCCGGCCUCACCUCCAAGAAGUACGACCAUUUGAUAAAGAGUGACUUUCCAGGAACAACACGCACGGAAACACCCCCAGUGUUUCACUACGACCAUGCAUGAAAGACGCGCCUCUCCCUCACACAAAGGGAAACACACAGCGGAUAAACCGGGCUUCCGCCAACCUCAGACAGUAGGCUAACCUACUUUAACAACCCAGAUGUUGGAGUCAACUGUGGCGACGUCUUGGCGAACAAUCGCUCCUCCUAUUUACGUAAUGACGUAAUACAAAGAUGGUGGCGCCUUCGGCAUGGUCUGGAGUCGUUUUGAUUUAAAGCUAAGGAUUGUGGAAAUACAUUUUUUGUGGAAUUAAGGGUGAUUUCACUGCAUUCUUGAAACAGGGCUUCUGGGACGUGUAGUUCUGAGCAUCUAGUGGCCGGUCCAUCACCUUCCCCCUAAUACCACCCUAGAGCUUUCAGCCUUCACUAGAUGAAGGAGAACAAGGAGAACUCGACUCUCCACAGUCUCAGCACAGCCCUGGACCACAUCAAGCCCUGCUGGUACUGGGACAAGAAGGAUUUGGCACACACGCCCUCCCAGUCGGAAGGUCUGGACCCUGCCACAGAGGCACGGUACAGGCGGGAAGGGGCCAGGUUCAUAUUCGACGUGGGCACACGACUGGGACUGCACUAUGACACCCUGGCAACAGGAAUCAUCUACUUCCAUCGUUUCUAUAUGUUCCAUUCCUUUAAGCAGUUCCCGAGAUAUGUGACGGGGGCGUGCUGCCUGUUCCUGGCGGGAAAGGUAGAGGAGACCCCAAAGAAGUGUAAGGACAUCAUUAAGACAGCCCGCAGCCUGCUGAAUGAUGUCCAGUUCGCCCAGUUUGGAGAUGACCCAAAGGAGGAAGUCAUGGUGUUGGAGAGGAUACUAUUGCAGACAAUUAAAUUUGACCUCCAAGUCGAGCAUCCUUACCAGUUCCUGCUGCGCUAUGCCAAACAGUUGAAAGGUGACAAAAAUAAAGUGCAGAAGCUGGUUCAGAUGGCUUGGACCUUCGUGAACGACAGCCUGUGCACUAUGCUGUCCCUGCAGUGGGAGCCGGAGAUCAUCGCGGUGGCAGUCAUGUACCUGGCAGGUCGCCUCUGCAAGUUUGAUAUACAGGAGUGGACGUCCAAGCAGUCCUCCCGCCGCUGGUGGGAGCAGUUCGUCCAGGAUGUCCCAGUGGAGCUACUAGAAGACAUCUGCCACCAGAUCCUGGACCUGUACUCUCAGGGCAAGCAGCCUAUCCCCCAGCAGCCCUCACUGCAGGACAAGGAGAAGGCGCUGCCCACAGCCUUGCUGCCACCCCAACUGCCUCCGAACCCCCCAGCCCCUCCUCCACCGAGAAAGACCUCCCCCCAGGCCAGCUCCCCCAGGCAGCUCAAACGCCCGCACGUCGCAUCUCCUAAAGAAGACCCGAAGGCGCCAGAGCAAGUAGGCUCCAAAAUCCCCCGACAGGAGUCGCCCAUGCCACCCCUCCCUACUGCUCAGCCUCCGUCUGACCGCAAGCCGCCCCCCGCCACGCCUACCCUGCCUGCGGAGGCGGAGCCAGUGCCUGCCGCGUCCAGCGAAUCCACGGAGGCCUCAAAAGGACCGGCCCCGCCCCCUCCCCACGCGGCCCCCGUUCACCAGCAACCCCCACCCCUCCCGCACCGCCCUCCGCCCCCACCCCCCUCCAGCUACGUCCACCUGGGCGGCAUGUCCACCUCCAGCUCCUACAUGUCGGGUGAGGGCUUCCAGAGCCUGCAGUCCAUGAUGAAGACCGACGGCUCCACCUACAGCUCCAUGCCCCCGUCCUACAGCUCGCUGCCCCCCAUGCAGUACCACCCGCACGUCUACCCGCCGAGCGCCCCUCCCCCUGGGCCUCCCCCUUCCACCUACCCCCCGCCCAACCUCCCGCCUCCAUCGCCUGCCUACCCGCCCCCGGGGUACAACCACAGCUUCCCCCCGCCCCCGCCUCGCAUGGCCCCCGGCAUGGCCCUCCCACAGCCCAGCUACCCGCCCCCGCCUGGGCCUCCUGUAGGGCAGACUCAGGUCCCCCUGCCCCCACCCGGCAUGCCCCCUGUGAGCAGCCUGAACCGAGGGGGCUGGAUGAGGGUACAGCUCCCAUCAACACUCUUCUAAAGUCUUACUGUCGAGUGAAGUGGCCCCACCUCCCGCAGAAUUGACAUCCGAAAAACCAGACAGGAGUGAGGCUGGAGUGCGUUUCCUUUGUAAAGGAGAUGCCAUUUUGAUCCUAACUACAACAAUGAAUGUAGUUCUUCUGAUGCCUCAAGAGGCCCUUUAAAAGAUAGUUCUGUACAGUGUAUUUUUAUUUUUUCAUCGUUUUAAACUACAUUUAUUUUCUGUUGCAGAGCACACUGAAAUAGUCAUCUGUAUUGCUAGUGACGAGCGGCAACCGAGCUGCAUACAUUAAUCGAUGUUGUAGUAUUUCAGAUGUAACUGUAAAUAGAAAAGGCGAUAUUUGUAAAUAUGAAACCCUUGAAGUGGGAAUGUAAAAUGUUUUGUAUUGCUCGCUCCUCUGUGCCUUAGCUAGUUUUUCCUUUAACAGGUAAUUAGGCAACAUUCUUGAGCUGUUCAUGUCAUUUUUUGCAAACUGCUUUUAAUGUCUGUAAGCAUAGUACAUAGUACAUAAAACCACUUUUUCUGUU
Messenger RNA from Conger conger (European conger), 2979 nucleotides. RefSeq names its product cyclin-K-like. NCBI's taxonomy places the organism in Eukaryota, Metazoa, Chordata, Actinopteri, Anguilliformes, Congridae. Gene Ontology annotation, biological process: regulation of transcription by RNA polymerase II; positive regulation of DNA-templated transcription, elongation. Bases 782 to 2452 code for a protein of 556 amino acids. Gene Ontology annotation, cellular component: cyclin/CDK positive transcription elongation factor complex; nucleus. Gene Ontology annotation, molecular function: cyclin-dependent protein serine/threonine kinase activator activity. The record is from RefSeq and is a predicted model, not a curated record. The transcript is spliced from 14 exons.